AGUCCACUGCUGUACCUGCCUGCUAGCUAGAGUGUGUCUGUGUGUGUAGUCCACUGCUGUACCUGCCUGCUAGCUAGAGUGUGUCUGUGUGUUUCAUACACUUUGGACUACACUCUUGGACUUGACCUUUGGACUACCUGAGGUAGUUUACCUGGCUUUCAGCUGUUGUCGAAGCUCACCAGGUUUUUAACAGGUACCGUCUAUGACCUGCUGGAGUUCACCUGUCUCGGGGUGUUGACCUGUGUAUAUCUGACUGACUGGGAGUUACUACCUCUGUUGGAGUUCACCUGUUAGAGGGAGCUCAGCUGUGUAUCAACACGUGCCUUUCUGCCACUGGAGUUUACCUGUGUGAAGGAGUUUACCUGUGUGAAGGAGUUUACCUGUGUGAAGGAGAUUACCUGUGUGAAGGAGUUUACCUGUGUGAAGGAGUUUACCUGUGUGAAGGAGGUUUACCUGUGUGAAGGAGGUUUACCUGUGUGACUGGAACACCUGUUGGAAUUCUGACCAACUAAUUAUUUGGAGCUUCUCUCUCCUGCUGGGGUUCACUUACCUCAGAGCAGAGACCUGCAUCCUCCAGCUGUGUGUGUGUGUGUGUGUGUGUGUGUUGUGUGUGUGUGUGUGUGUGUGUGUGUGUGUGUGUGUGUGUGUGUGUGUGUGUGUGUGUGUGUGUGUGUGUGUGUGUGUGUGUGUGUGUGUGUGUGUGUGUGUGUGUGUGUGUCAGGAUGAUGGAAGAAGUGUCUAUCAGGGUGGCAUAUGACACCCACAUCAUAGACCAGAUGACCGAGGAGGAGAUACUGGCCUGCCUGAUGGCCGAGUCUAUACCCAAACACACGGUUUCCAGUAAGAAGGCCACGCCGAGAGAGAAUCAGACGCAAAAACAGGAUGACCACGUAGAUAGAUACCAGAGGGAGAACCGUCAGCUGCAGCAGGACAGUCUGCGUCUGGAGCAGGAGAAUGAUGUUCUGGCCCACAGACUGAUCACCAGCAAGAUCUCCCUGAGGACUGACCUGGACCAGGCGGAGGACAGAGUGAAUGAGCUGACCAAAGAGCUGCUGAAGACCAGAAAGAGAUUAAAGAAUGCAGAGGAGGAGAAGAGAGGGAAGGAGGAGGAGGCUGCUCAGUUGAAGGAGGUGUUGAGGGCAAAGCUGGACAAGGCUGAACCAGAGGUGAAAAGGAGCUCAGGCAUCAUCUCAGACUACAAACAGAUCUGUUCCCAGCUGACCAGUCGGGUGGAGAGGCAGCAGGCGGCCCACAGAGAGGACCUGGACAAACUCAGGAAUGCUGUGCUGGCAUGUUCUCGCUGCCGACAGGCUCUAGAUUCUCUUGUUAUGGAAGGCUUCGGUUCCACAGCCCCGUACCAGAGAAGUAUCAGCACCAGAGAACCAGGCCAGCAGAGAGACCAGGAAACAGAACCAGACCAGCAGACGACUGGUACCAGGGAACAAGACCAGGAGAAGGUGUGUCUGAGUGACCAGGUCACAGAGCUGGAGAAGGAGCUGGCCCAGACUAAACUACAGAUGGUGGAGGCCAAGUGCAAGAUCCAGGAGCUGGAACACCAGAAGGGGGUGCUGCAACGUGAUCUCCAGACAGCUAGGAACAGCUGGCUCAGUAAGACUGUGAGCUCCAUACGGUCAGCCGGAGGGGGUCUGCAGAGCAGCAGCCUACCCAGUGGGAGAGCCUCAGCAAUGGGGCGUUCUCUCCAUGGCCUCCCCCUCUCAGCCUGGAGCUCCAGGAGACUAUCAUGGGCCCCCAGGAAGGACCGGGGGGAGUCGUCUGACAGAGAGAUGGAAGGGAGGGGGAGAGACAGCAAGAGGACAUACUGAGAGUAUAGAUAACAUGUAUUGGAAUGAUUAUACAUGUCUAUUGGUGACUGUUUGUUUCUGCAUUCUAGUCCCUAUUUUGGUUUUAUUUGUUAUUGUCAUUUUUUAUUUUCAAUGUUUUACUAUUGAUACAGGAAUUGUAUGUUUUAUUAUUGAUACAGGAAUUGUAUGUUUUAUGUAUUGCUUUGGCUGCAUUGUGUUGUACCUAAAGCGUGUAAAUAACUGAAUCCAAUGAUCAAACCAUACAUCCCAAUGCUAACACUCCUGUCUGCAUGCACACACACACACACGCACGCACGCACACGCACACCCAACUCUUUAAACAAAACUCCAAACUGGUAUUACUUGUAUGGCACCCAGUCCUUCAUUCAAAACCUUUCAUUGUGCAUUCAUUUUUUGAUUUGAUUUGUUACAUACAGUACAUCUCUGAUCUUGUCAAUAUCAGAUUUUCUUUUUAACUUACAGUGAAGUAAAAUCAAUAGUCAUCAUUGUAGUACAUUCAAGUAUAUAUCCAUACUUUUUAUGUUUCUACAUUUACAGACAUUUUCAUUAAGUAGUUCUCAAAAUCUGUAGCAGACAAACCAGUUGACAUGUAAAGUCAGCCAGGUCACCCGGGAUACAAGUCAGUAUUCGACGUCCAUGCAUAUCUGAGGACGUCCAGAGGUGAUGUGGAAAUCGACCACUAGGAGCAACGAUGAACGCUGUUACCUUCAAGUAGGUUGUGAUUUUCAGAAGCAUCUGCCUCUGAUUCCAAAUUUUGGAAGUUUGAAUCCAGCGAUAGAAAGUUGUUUUUGAGAUAGUUGUUUUAAGCCUAUCCCAAACCUUAACCAUUUGGAGUUAAUGCCCAACCUUAAGAUUUCGGAGUUAAUGUCUAAACUUAACCUUAAACAUUUAGAAAUUUGCCGUUUGCAACAACUUCGAAAUUUGAAGUUUGAGAAACAUGGAUGAACGUGUAGUUAUGACGUGAGACUGUGAGACCUAGUUGUGUAAUGUAUAGGUUUACCAAACAUAUACGUGAUCAUCAAUUUAGAGCAGUCUGAUUAAGUAAUAGUAAAUGGUCUUUUAACAAAAGAGAAGAGAAACAUAUCAAAAGUGAGCAUCGUAUUGUGCACGGCAGUUAUGUUAUGUGAACAUGUAUUUCCAGAUGAAACACUGAUUAAGUGUGGUGAAAAUGUGACUGUAUGAUUUUGAUUGUGAAAUACUUAGUCAAUUGAAAAUGUGCUUAAGGUUUUGAAACAAC
Oncorhynchus mykiss (rainbow trout) is the source of this 3060-nucleotide messenger RNA. Its product is annotated as rab GTPase-activating protein 1-like. The record is from RefSeq and is a predicted model, not a curated record. NCBI's taxonomy places the organism in Eukaryota, Metazoa, Chordata, Actinopteri, Salmoniformes, Salmonidae.